Molecule: messenger RNA, 8364 nt
Organism: Hypanus sabinus (Atlantic stingray)
Lineage: Eukaryota; Metazoa; Chordata; Chondrichthyes; Myliobatiformes; Dasyatidae
Gene: palld
Product: palladin, cytoskeletal associated protein
Exons: 20
Coding region: 344-3340 (998 amino acids)
Source: RefSeq, a predicted model, not a curated record
GCCCCUUGCCUUUUUUUAACACCCCUCGAGCUCCUUGUCUCUGCCUGGUUUUCUGAGCUGGUGCUGAGACGUUAAGCCCAGGGAGGAAGCGUGGCUGCUGUGUGCCUUGGCUUGGGAUACCUGGAUCUGACAGUGGUUUUGUGAGGGAAGGAAAUUGGAAAACACUCCAGACAUCCAGAUAUUCCAAGAUGGUGAUCUCUGCACAUUAGUUAUUGCGGAAGCAUUUGAAGACGAUACGGGCCGGUACGCCUGUACAGCCACCAACUGCUUUGGAUCGGACAGCACGUCUGCUGAGAUCUAUAUCGAAGGUGCGUCUUCUACGGAUUCAGAAGGUGAGGGAGAGAUGUUUCACUCACAUGCUGGUGGCAUGUCACAGGCACAGAAGAAGACGACCUCGGUGUCCCUGACGAUAGGAUCACCCCACUCCAAGAAGGCAGCGGGUUCCCCUGACAUACAGCAGGUCCGCUCCACUCUGGUUCAGUCUAUAUCCAUCCCGGCGCCCCAGAUCCAGAGUCCUACACCUUGCGUACCAGUCCAGGAUGGAAUCUCCUCUCCUGUCUUUACGAAGGUCUUGCAAGAUGUCACUGCAUCAGAGGGUCAAGUCGUGGUGCUGGAGUGUCGAGUGAAGGGAUCUCCUCCUCUCAAAGUCGAAUGGCAGAGGCAAGGAACAGAAAUAGAGGACUCACCAGAUUUCCGAAUCCUUCAAAAAAAGCCUCGAACAGCUAUUGAUCCUGCAGAGGAGAUCUGCACCCUGGUGAUAGCAGAAACCUUUGUGGAAGAUGCCGGGAGGUUCACCUGCACAGUCACCAACCCCUUUGGCUCUGCGUCGUGCAAUGCUCAUCUCACGGUCUGCCCAGGUGUUGAAGUUUCGUCAAACAAUGGAAGUGACUUAAUGGACAGUCUUAGCCCGUCGCCUCAGACUGAGAUCAGUUCUCUAGAACUGCCUCCCAAGAGGAUAGUUGAUCCUGUCCAGGUGAACAGCCUUGAGAUCAAACCAAGCGUGGCUGCCUUCCAGCUGGAGCUGAACUCGACUGAUAUCAAGACUAAUGGCACCUCAUCCAGCCAGGAGCUCAACGGACCAAACCAUGGACAACCAAUACAGUCCAGCAUCCUGCUACCUUCUCCCGUGAAGGAACCACCACCGCUCGCUGCCAAACCCAAACUUGAUCCACUGAGGCUACAGCAACUGCAGAACCAGGUCCUACUGGAGCAGCAAGCCGGGAGACAAGGCCAGCAGACCCUCGAGCUCUUACUGUGCUCGCCAAAUUCCACCCAGCCGCCCCCCGCCCCAAUGAGCGUGCUGAACCCCCACACUCCGUCGCCAGCCAUGCAGCAAACAACGGCUUUCAAUUACGCUCGGCCAAAGCAGUUUAUUGCCGCUCAAAGUCUCUCAUCUUCUGCCGGGUACCUGUCUCCUUCCGGGUCUUCGGGCUCUAAUCUGUCCUCGCCCCUCUCUCCGCCCAUCACGCACAAGCCCUUGAACCGGGUGGCCCUGCCCUCGUUUUCCCAGGGGGAGGGCGAGCAUCAGCCCCUAGGCUCCGGCUUGUCAUGGAGCCCCCGUUCGCCUUCCCCUCCUCUCCCCCCUCCACCGCCCGUCCACAGCCCUCCCGCUUUCUACCCGCAAGACUCCUACCCACUGCCGCCACCUCCGCCACCUCUCAUCACCUCCCCAACGCAGCCCCCCUACCUAUCCCCCUCAGCUGGUCGGGCUUCCCCUCACUCCGGCCAAUCACCUGCUGCCUUCCUCAGCUCCAUGUUGCCAUCACAAUCAGUUGUGUCAACCGUCAACGCUUUGGGCCUACCGAAAGGAGCCAUCCCAAUAACUCCGCAGAGCCUGAAGAGAAACAGCCGGACUCCUCGCCUGGCAACAGACGAAGAAAUCCAGGGAACAAAGGAUGCGGUCAUUCAGGACCUCGAGAGGAAACUACGCUUCAAAGAUGACCGGAUGAGCAAUGGCCAGAGAUUGACCUAUGAAGAAAAGAUGGCGCGCCGACUACUGGGAGCAGACAAUGUUGCCACUGUCUUCAAUUUUCAGGAGGCUGAGGAGGACCCUGUGGCCCAGGAGUACAAAGUCUCCACCUUUGAACAGAGGCUGAUUAGCGAGAUUGAGUUCCGGCUGGAGCGCUCCAAGGUGGAUGAGUCCGAUGACGAGGUCUCACACGAGGAGCUGCCUUCCCAAUGCAUAGCCCCGGCCUUUGAGAGGAAGCUGAAGCACGUCAAGCUGUACGAGGGCACGCCCGUCACCUUCAUGUGCAAAGUCACUGGACAGCCCAUGCCAAAGGUCUACUGGUUUAAAGAUGGCAAUCAGAUUUCCAAGCACAGCGAGCACUACCAGAUUCGUCGUGAGCUGGAUGGGACUUGUUCCCUCCAUACCAAAGCUGCUACGCUGGAUGACGAUGGGAAUUACACCAUCAUGUUGGCUAACCCUGUGGGUAGGACUAGCUGUACAGGACGGCUGAUGGUUCAGACUGUGAGCCAGAGGGGACGGUCGCCCCGUUCCCCUGCAGGACAAUCACCUGGGAGAAGACCUCGAUCCCGAUCCAGGGACAGCGGAGAGGAAGUGGAAACCAUCCAGGAGCGUUUCUUCCGACCUCACUUCUUGCAGGCUCCGGGCGACAUGGUCAUUCAGGAGGGGAAGCUCUGUAGAAUGGAUUGUAAGGUGAGUGGGCUCCCAACUCCCGACCUGAUAUGGCAGUUGAACGGGAACCAGAUCCGGCCAGACAGCAGCCACAAGAUGCUGGUGCGCGAGAAUGGCGUUCACUCCCUUGUCAUCGAGCCUGCCACAGCCAGGGACGCGGGGAUGUACACGUGCAUUGCCACCAACCGGGCAGGGCAGAACUCCUUCAGCCUUGAGCUCGUCGUUGCAGCCAAGGAGAUGGUGAGAGCCCCGGCAUUUAUUGAGAAGCUACAGAACACCGGGGUGGCAGAAGGCUAUCCGAUACGGCUGGAGUGCCGGGUCUCCGGUGUGCCGUAUCCACAGAUCUUCUGGAAGAAGGACAACGAAUCCCUGACGCACAACACCGAGCGAGUGAGCAUGCACCAUGACAACAGAGGUUAUAUUUGCCUGCUAAUUCAGCCAACCACAAAGGAGGAUGCUGCCUGGUAUACCGUUUCUGCAAAGAAUGAGGCUGGAAUAAUAUCAUGUACUGCCAAGCUGGAUGUUUACUCCCCCCAGUGGCAUCAGACCCCUGUCUCCAAGCCUAAGAAAGUGCGUCCCUCGGCGAGUCGCUACGCCGCACUCACUGACCAAGGACUGGACAUCAAGUCAGCAUUCCUGCCUGAAGCCAACCCCAUCCACCUGGGCGGUCAGAGCGUCCUGGUGGAGAGCGAUGACCUGUAGCCAAACCCUCGAGAGUCACCAGGAUUACACAUCGGGAGAGAACAUGGGAGGCAACACACCUCUCAGUUGGAGUGACUGCAACCUGGCAAAGUCAGGGCAUGCCGAAAACAUUUUUAUUCUUCAUUUUGAAAUGCAAAUCAAUACAAAAAAAAAGCAGGGGAUGACGUGACAAAAUAUAGGACUGAUGUCGGAGGAGAAUAUUUUGGUGGACCGACAAGAAUUUGGAGUGGAAUGAAUUUCGCACAUGCACACAUUUUGUUAUCCAAGUCUCACCUUGCACGGCUAAAUUGUGUCAUAGGUAUUUUGCUACACAGUGGCGAUGAAUUAUUAUUAGUGGUUAUGUGCACAUUAGUAAACAGAUAUUAAAAAUUACAUACAAUUAUUGUAUAUAUCAGGUAACCAGUCUUGCUAAGAGCCUGAGCUAAAGCCAUAUUAUUCAGAUGGAAAUGUGAUCUAUUCUGUUGGGGAAGAGUACAGCAGGGAGUUUCGGAAAUAGUUGCAAUGUUGGGACUGAGGCAUUGGAAAGGGUCUAGAGGAGGUUCAUGAGAAUGGCAGAGUUCACAUAUUGAUGACUCUGGGCAUGUGCUCACUGGAGUUCAGAGGAAUCAGUGGGGAUCUCAUUGAAAUCUAUUGAACCUUGGUAGAGUGGACAUUGGUGAAGAUACUUCCUAUAUUGGCGAAGUCUAGGACCAGAGGACACAGUCUCAGAACAGAGGGAUGUCCAUUUCAAACAGAGAUAAGGAGGAAUUUCUUUAGCCAGAAGAUGGUGAAUCUGUGGAAAUCUUUGCCACAGGCUGCUGUGGAGGUCAAGUCAUUGGGUAUAUUUAAAGGGGAGAUAGAUAGGUUCUUGAUUAAUAAGGGUGCCAAAUGUUAUAGGGAGAAGGAGGUUGAGAGGGGAAAUAAGGUGGAGAAUGUUGUUUUUGAGAGGUAAUAAAUCAGCCAUGAUAGAAUGGCAGAGCAGACUUGAUGGGCCAAAUAGCCUAAUUCUGCUCCUAUGUCUUAUGAUGGUCAUAGGCAUUCUGGAAGCCCUGAUUCAGAACUAGUUAACAUUAUGGGAAAGGUUUGAUCUCAUGUUUUGGGCCUUUCAGUUUGAGAUGAGAUGAUGGCUGAGAGCAGGUUGUUUUGUGAAGGAUGAUGUUGCCUUCCUCACACCCGACAUCCCUCACUCAGUUUUCUUUGCAGAUGUCCUGCCAAGUCACAAUGUCCUGGCUCAAGCAGCCAGUGAGGUAGGGCUUGCUGAGACUGUUAAACCUGUGCACUACCAGUCAUUUUGGCAGCAGCCUCUGUGUUAGACAGCAGCGGGUGUGAGACUGGUAGUGUUGACUGUGUAGGGUUGGUGAAGGAGCAUAUGUAUCAUGAACCAGCCUCCUAACGAGAAGUUGGUCCAUUUCCCUUGCUGUCAAAAUUGGCAGGCUGCUGGCCAGUGGUGAGGUACAUCUCCCCUCCAUUCCAUGUCAAGUUAUUGGUGGUAGAGGUGGGCUUGGAAUAUGGGCAAGGUUACAGCUGUGACGCCCUGGGGAGGAUCAGUGCUGUUGGAGCAUUGCUAAUGAGGCACUUAUCACAAAGGAUCCGUGAACCUGGCUCACCCAACCCUCGUUCCAACGGGUCCAGGCACAAUCUGAUUAAACAUUCAUGUUCAGCGUGUGUAACAGUGUACCAGGUCAGGUUCAGAGGCUUAGUGUUGGCACACGUAUCCUCUGUUCUUAAUCAAUAAACCAUGUAUGUGCCUCACACAAGUGCUCUGGGACAGGUUGGGUCUGGGAAAGAUUCUAAGUCCUCAAACUCAGAGCAGGUUCCUAACGGCCAAGGUUCAGGUGUUAAGUAUAGACCUAAGAAGAUCUCCAGCAAGGAGCGUGAUAACCUCCGUCCUCUCUAACACCUCAUCCUCUCCAUCUGCGACUCCGGCAUUGACACAAAGAUUUAUUUGUCACAUGUACACAGGAGCAUACGGUGAAGUGGGCUGUUUGUGUCAGUGACCAAUGCAGUCCAAGAAGGUGCUGGGGGCGUCCCACAAGUGUUGCCUUGUAUCCGGAGCCACAGCUCACUAGCCCCAACCCGUACAUCUUUGGAAUGUGGGGGAAAUGGGGGGCACCUGGAGGAAACCCACGCGGUCACAGAGAGAACCUACAAACUGCUUACAAACAGCAAUGGGAAUCGAAGCCUAGACAGUGGCGUUGUAAAGCGUUGUGCUAACCACUAUGUCACCCUGCAGCCGGAAAGGUGACUACAGGCCUCUGCCAGGAGGGGAGGCCAUGCUGAUGGUCGUGGUCAUCCACUGCCCAAACCAACCCAGGUAGAGAUGAUUUAAGGCAGGACUCAGCACCAUUGGGAAGUGGGUCGUUGAUGUCCAUGUUGCAGUAACGCACACCAGCAGCUACUCAACUUCUACUCAUUACCCCAAGAAAUAGAAAAGACUCAGCAGGUCAGGCAGCAUCUAAAGAGCAGAGAACACAUUUCAUGUUUCAGUCCUGACCUCUUACAAGAAGCUUUACACUCAAUAGCCACUUUAUUAGAUGAAUCCUAUACCUAACAAAGUGGCCAUUGUAGCCCAUCCACUUCAAAGUUCAACAUGUGUGUUCAGAGAUGUUUUUCUACACACCACUGUUGUAACGUUGCCUUCCCAUCAGCUUGAACCAGUCUGGCCAUUCUCCCCGGCCUCUCUCAUUAACAAGGCAUUUUUGCCUACGGAACAGCCACUCACUGGAUAUUUUUUGUUUCUUGCACCAUUCUCUGUAAACUCUAUAAACUGUUGUGCUUGAAAAUCCCAGGAAGUCAACAGUUUCUGAGAUACUGAAACCAUCCUGUCUGACACCAACAAUCAUUCCACGGUCAAAGUCACUUAGAUCACAUUUCUUCCCCAUUCUGAAGUUUGGUCUGAACAACAACUGAACCUCUUGACCAUGUCUGUAUGCUUUUUAUGCAAUGAGUUGCUGAUCAGAUAUUUGCAUUAACGUACAGGUGUAUUUAAUAAGGUGCCACUGAGCAUAACAAUCUGGCUUCUGUCUUCUAUGCCAUUCAUGAACCAGCCGUUUUUUUUUAGCAAUCUAAUAGUUUUGUGGUAGUGACACCAGCUUUUCUUUGUAAUUAACUGUAACUACCUGUCUUGGUGAGGUUUGAUCUUGUGUCACUGGGACCUCUGGCCAAGUAAUGAGGCCAACUUGAUAUAUUAUGUUGAAUGGGAAGGUUUAGGUGGCAGUGAUGGUCAUUGUCUCUGUGACACAGAAACCUGCUUCAAUUCUGCAAAUUCAUUUAGUUUGAUACAAUAAAGACUCAUUCUAAUGCCUGGGUUAAUCGUGGGGAGUCUGUGGGCUCCAAUAUAGAUAUUGUUUCAUGAGACACAGGAGUAGAAGUCGGCUCUUUGCCCAUUGAGUCUGCUCUGCCAUUCACUUAUGGACGAUCUAUUAUCCUCACAAUGCCAUGAAAGGAUAAGGAAUGGAAUGUACUGACAUUUUGAAAGGAUAAUGGAAUGUACUCAAUUCCCAGAAUCCCUUUGUCCCCAGUUAAAAUUACACACAACGGAAAGCAACUUAAUGUAAAUAGAAAACCCAUUGCAGAAACCAAGGCCUCAGUCCAGGUCUGGGUCGAGUCUGGUCUUUUCUAAUAACCUGAUCUCCUGGUGGAGGUCGUAGGUGGUGGGGUUGUUUCACCCAUGUCCCAGUGCUAACAUCAUUCACUUGAAGACCUCAUGCCAAGUUUAAUUUUUGUUUGGAAACCAUGGUAACUUGACUCCCUGGUAGAUGUUUAGGGGUACAUGGGAUGGGAGGGGGAGGUAUCUUGGAUAAACCCAACACAUAAAUGAAGAGGGUCCAGAGGAGGUUCAUGAAAAUAAUCCCAGGAAUUGAAAGAGGAGUGUCUGAAGGCUCUGGGUACUCGCUGGAGGUUAGAAGAAUGAGGGGGGAUCUCAUUGAAACCUCUUGAAUACUGUGAGUAGAGUGGCUGUGGAGAGGAUGUUUCUGAAAGUGGAAGAGUACAGGGCCAGAGCGCACAGCCUCAGAAUACAAGGAUGUCCCUUUAGAACGGAGAUGAGGAGGAAUUUCUUUAGCCAGAGGUUGGCAAAUUCAUUGUCACAAAUAGUUAUAGAGGCCAAGUGAUUGGGUAUAUUUAAAGUGGAGAUUGAUAUGUCUUCAAUAGUUAUGCGGAGAAGACAGGAGUAUGUGGUUGAGUGGAAUAAUAAAUCAGUCAUGAUGGAUUGGCAGAGCAGAAUGGAUGGGAUGAAUGGCCUAAUUCUGCUCCAAUGUCUUAUGAUGUCAUAGAGUCGUACAGCAUCAAACCUGGCCCUUUGGCCCAAGUUAGCUCUACUUUGUUAGUUUUGUUGGGUCUGCUCCUACGUCUUAUGGUCUACAAAUGGUGCAUUACUGGAAGGAGAUAGGAACAUAGUGAAGGCAUUGGGAUGUGCCCAGCAACUACACAAUGGUACCACGGAGCUUUGCAAUGUAUAGAACAUGCCUGUACUCAAAGGAAUAAUGCGCAUAUUCUUUAUUUAAAAUAGGCAAAAGUUUAAGUGUAACUUAGCUCAGUUUUGUUGUUUGAGAUAUUAUGUUGAGAUUUGUUCUAUUAUUAUUUCGUACUGUAUAUCCCAGCCUUUCAGUUCACUAUUUUAUAAGGAGAAUGUUGUCGAAGAUGAGUGAAACUGGUUUCAUCCAUUUAGUGAUUGUUUUUAAUUCAAGGUAAGAUUAGCUUUGAUAUGAAUUUGAACUCUGACCAUGGACAGAAACAGGAGUGGGUACGAAUCCAGGCAGAAUGGGAACAUUAGGUAACAGCGCUUGCAAACUCUCCAGGUCUGUACUUCACAUCAACCUGAAAGUAUUCAAACCUGACCUGUUGGUGUAUUCCUGCAACCUCACCUGCCUAGUGCUGAGGGCUCACUUUUGCAAUUUAUGGUGACAUAUUUAAUGGCAAAAGCUUUUUGUUCCCCUGUGACCAUGUAAAGUUUUUUUUUAACAUGCUGCAUUUGCUACUUUUGGAUUGUUCUGAUUUUUUUUUUGUGUUGGAGGGGUUUAAAUUUAAUAAAAAUUCUGGAAUAA